UCUCUUUUUACUGCUAUUAGCCCCUUCAAAUACAAAAGGCAAUAGCCGAACUGGAGCUGAUUCACUCAGCGGGUUUUAUGUUUCUGAAUAGGAGCCAUUUACUUAAAAUGGACAUUCUAAGACUUUUUGCAUUUGAGUCACUAAAGUAUUUCCUUGGACUGCCGGUUUGUUCUUAAAGGGGAUGAUGAAUGCUGGUGUUAAAAUGGCCUUUUACCUACAUCUAAUGUCAUGAGAAUUUGGGGAUCCACUCUUGCUUUUUAUUGAGAAUUAUUUUUAAGGUUUAAAGGAGGCAUGGACUUUGUCACAUUGGAAUUGUUGUGAGUAAUUUUGUCGACAGAAUUACAGGUUUCCAAUGUUGGUUGUGGCUCUGACCCAGUGUGGAGUUUUGUAGGGCAGAUGUUGGUCUAUAAUCAAAAUCCAGUGUCGUCGUAUCCCCCCCCCCCCUUUUUUUUUUUCCUGAAGAUUUGUUUUUUUGUCUAGAGUGUCUGCUCAAAAUGCACUGGAUAUGAGCUUUAUCAUUAAACAAGAAAAUAGGGCUGCAUAUGUUGCUGCAGGGGAAAAAAAAACAACCCAACAACCUCCAGCCACUGGUGAAACUACAGUAAACUGCAUGUCCCUGCACUACUGCACUGUCUUUUAGCUUUGGUUCUGGUGUCCUGGUUUGCUUUCAAACCGUUGAUCUUUAAGUAGAUUUGCCAGGAUCAGCUACCACCACUUAGGUGUGUGUGUGUGCGUAUGCGUGCGCACACACUUUAUUUAUUUGUUUGUUUAUUAAAUUAUUUUAUAUACUGUAGUGAUUAUAUUUAUUUGUGAAGUGCGUUACAUCUGUUACUUUUUUUAAAAACUACAGUUAAGUAGCAGUAUGCAGCACAUCUGGAAGGACUUCGGUUGUAUGCUGCUUUGCUCCAAAAUGACAAUCAUUUCUAGAUGUUUUCUUGACGCACUUAGCUGCUCACUUUGUGUUAAUGUUAACUUUGAUUAAUCGCCCAUUUACAGAUGUUUAGUUUGCGUUCAUGGGAACUUUUUUUUUUUUUUUUUUUUUUCCUUUCUUCUCUCCUUGGAUUAAAAAACAAACAAACCCUAAACUCCAUGUUAAUAUGCUGUCUAGCAAUAGCUUGGGUUGAGAUGCAAUGAAUUGCACAAAUCUUUUCAGCAGUCGUGAAUGGUGCCUCAGGUUUUGAAAGUGUUUUAUAUUACAGUCCUUGUGGGGAUGUGUAGGGCUUUGUAUUAACAUAAUGAUUGGGAAAUUCCAUAUGUUCAGGUUGUAAUGUUUUGUGUCCUUUGGCUAGCAUUAUCCGUUCUCCCUCUGGACUGUAAGAGAACCUGAGUGGAAAACGAAGGCAUUAUUGAGGCCUGUUGAAAACCUGUUGCAUGACCUUUCACAAGCAUGGGCGUUUGUGGGUUCCUCCCUUUCCCAAGUUUCGUUCAGGUGUUGGUGCUUUUUUUUUUCUUUUUUUUUUAAAGAGCUGUGUGUUCUGGGCGGAACUCAUUUAGAACGUUUUGCAGAGCACGGCGAGCUUCGUGUCGUGGUUUUUCCUUGGGCGAGAGGGAUGGAGAAGCUGUGUGCAGGAAGGUGCAGGUGCAUCAUGCUUCCAGGAAUGGUGGCUAUUGGCUUUGGCUUGGUGCCGUGCGGUUGGCUCUUGAGCCUGACGAGCACAGUGGCACCAAACUGGCGUUCCAUGCACAACAUCAGCGGAGAAGCUCCUGAAGUGGUCGUGUACCAGGGAAUAUGGCACAUCUGCAAGCACUCCCUGGACUCCAGCCUUGUCCUUUGUAACCAUGUGUAUGAAGGAUACUUUGAGAAUGAGAUCAUAGAGACGGCACAGAGAAUGAUGUCUGCGUCUCUGCUCAUGACCAUGGUCGGCAUGACGGUGGCGACGUUCGGUGUGCGGUGUUGGACUGAGAGGCCGAGCUGGACUGGCGUGUGUCUCGGUGGUUUUGUCAUCGUGUGUUCAGGGCUACUCACGGUCAUCCCUGUUGCAUGGUAUGCUCACCUGCUGACUGACCUGGAGUCCCCACCUGCCACCGUUCACAUGGGUUACUGCAUUACGCUGGGUUAUCUGGGAGGCGUCAUGGAGAUCCUGGGAGGUUUUGUCAUGUUCAUGUCAGUGUGGAGGUAUGGGGGCAGAGAGCCUGCAGAUGGAUCCCCAUCACACACACAGGUGCCACUGAGCUUCUGGAAGAUCACGGCAUAAUGAGCAGAUGUAGUGUGGCAACCUUCCCAUUAAGCAGGGGCUUCACCAGAGGACCAAAUGUAGUACAGGAUUUGGACUCCUUUUAAAACUUUAUACAAUAAAGCACCCACCAGCGCUGUUUUAUGAGAGGAGAGGGGACUAACUUGGAUGCCCUGUCACGGUUUGCCAUUUUUUGACUUGUUUACUGUAACUGAAAUUGUAGGACAUGGACUGGUAGCAUCAGAAUUUUAGGCUUAUGGAAUCUGAAAAAUUCUUCCAUACAUGUGUUUUGAAGAAUUUGCCUUGAGCUUUUGAUGCUGGCCAGUGUCUAUCUACCACACCUGGUGUUGAUCAUAAGGGUCUUUCUGUGAACAUCUGAGAAUGAUCACUGACCGAAUUCAAGAAUUUUCUGUAAAAUAUUUUUCCUUAGUACCUUUUGGAAAUGUACUGUGGCAUUUAAUCAUGUUUACUUGUGGAUUACAUUUAAUAGCCACACUUGCUAACCUUUCCCCCCCCCCCCCGCUUUUAUUUUCUUUUAAAGUAGUUCUGUUAUUCUGCUACUGAUCAACAAUUAUUCAUUUUCUCCUUAAAGCUUGUAGGAAAUUGGAUGUAGCCACACUUAUUUUUAUUUCAACUUGUAGAAAUAAAAAUAAAACAUGCUCUAAUCUUGUAUAAACCAGGUGGGGCUCAUCUUGUUUCUUAUUUCAGAGAAAUAUUGAGGUGAUUUAGGAUUCCAUCCUUUUUCUUUAAAUGAAAUUUGGGGUGUCAAUGGGUGUAAACUAAAUGGAAAAAAACUCUGGACAUUAGGUUAUGGAUAAAAUUAUA
Molecule: messenger RNA, 2999 nt
Organism: Electrophorus electricus (electric eel)
Lineage: Eukaryota; Metazoa; Chordata; Actinopteri; Gymnotiformes; Gymnotidae
Product: claudin-23-like
Cellular component (GO): membrane; bicellular tight junction
Molecular function (GO): structural molecule activity
Source: RefSeq, a predicted model, not a curated record